AUCUGAAGCGUCGUUUCCGGAGCACUUUGACAAGCUCGAGCACACUCCCCUGAGCUACAUGUCGGGCGAAAUGCUGUUGUACAACCAGCGUGCCCAAGCGGCACUCUUGAAGGCUAUCAAUCGUGUCUUCGAUCUGAACCGCGAUGCCGAAUCUCUCGAAGGUCUGGCUAAUGGCAUAACCCUCGGUCACAUCCUACACGAGUUGGAUUCCGAGUUCGACCCGUCGCAUCUCGAAUCGAAUCCAGGAGCUCCCAAAACCCUCACCAAUAAGCGCAACAUGCAGGCCAUUUAUAAGGGCCUCUUUCGAUUCAUUCGCCGUCAAAUUCCCGAGCUUAGUUGCCAAGCUAAGAAGUUCGAUUAUCAUGCUUUCGUUGAGAAUCCUGAGCCGCAGGGGAUCAGCCAGCUUCUGGCUGUCAUGGUCUCGGCCGCCGCAAUGGGCCCAGAUAAUCAGAAAUAUGUUCCCAGAAUUCAGAACGGGCUUGAUCGCGAUACCCAAGCCGAAAUCAUGCAGAUCAUUCGUGCUAUGCAGCAAGAUAUCGUAAACUCCAAGGACGACGAUGACCUAGACGAGACUAUUGACGCGGUCAUGGGAGCUCGCGACAUUGAGCUUCUCGUGGAAGAGCAGAACGCUGCCCUGCGCCAGCAACUCGAUAUCACGAAGAAGACACUAUCGGACUACAUCACCCGUCUGGAGCACCUCCAACAGAGCCACGAGGAGCUCGCUUACGACAAAGAGAAGAACGACCGGGAGCUGGAGGUUCUACGAAAAGCGACACAAGAUGGGGCGCAUAGUGCGAAGACCAUAAAGCACCUGGAAGAACAAGUCCACGAACAGAUGGAGAUAAUCGCCAGAAACGAAGAGGUCAUCCGCAGUAGCCAGAAAACUGUGUCUCAACUGGAGAGUGAGGUGCAACGCCUGAGUCAGAAGAACAUGCAGGCGGAUGAGUACCGGGACCAGAUGACAGAAUGGCGACACAAAGCCGAGGAGCUUGAGAAGAAGGCCAACAUGGCGGAACGGUACAAGCAAAAGCUCGAAUCACAGCAGAGUCUCGUGAGAGAGGUGCAGAAUUUACAGUACGAACGAGCGGAGCUCCAAGAACAACUCCGUUCGCUCAUGGAGGAGAGGGAGAGGAGCGAGCGAACCAAGAAAGCAGAGGAUGAAUUAACCAAGAUGAUCACACAGUCCGAGCAGCAUCUAUGGGAUGAGCGCAACCAGAAAGCGCAACUCUUGAGGGAUGUUACCGCUCUCCAGGAAGAACUCAUGCGGCUACAGGCACAAAGGACGCAUGAUGAGCAUUUCAUUCAAGAUUUGCAGGAACAACUGCAACACACCGGUGGCAGCACGGUGCAAGAAGUGGACAUCAGUGAAACGUCUUCGCCGUUCAAUCUCGAGGACGAGCUGCUCAUUGCGUCAAAGGAAGACUCGCAGACUAACCUGCCCCUGGAGCUUUCCAGACUGAGAGCAGAGAACGAGCUGAUUCGGAAGACCGUGGGAUCUCCCGGAGAUGUCGCCGUGCUCCGACGAGAGUUGGAAGAACAAAAACGUCAACGGGAGCGGCUGCAGCAGAACUACAACAGCAUCUUCGAGAAAUAUACCAUUUUGAACGACCAUAUGCAGGCUUUGAUGAGCGAUAAUGCUGAGGAAGGGUCAAUGGAUACUGACUACUCGUACCGCAGGACUGAGGCAUUCAUUAAACUUCGACAGGAGUUGACUCGAUUGGAGCUUGAAUACGAACAAGCCCGGAAGCUAAUCAACAGCCUCGAGACUCAGCUAGCAGACAAGAAUCGGGAAGUGCUUGCUUUACAGGCAGACCUCUCUGCUGUCCAAAAGGAUAGCAUAGCGGCAUUAGAAGAGCUGAAGAAUACGGACAAACUGAUAUCGACGUCGUUGGCCAGCGAGCUUGAUCGACAGAGGGAGGAGUAUAGCUUUAUAACGAAUGAACGAGACGCGCUAAAAUCCCAGCUUAUUGAAGCUUUACUGGCGAACGACAAGCUUAGGAAAGAGUCAGACGAGAGCAAAGAUUUGCAUGAGGGCACUGUAUCGUCGACCGACGGCGACGGCUCAGAUGCCGCGAAGAAGGCCGCCGAAAAGGUCGAGAAGCUACGAGCACGGCUUAUUCAGAGAAAUCAACAACUCGAGAAGUCGGAACAAGAAAGGCUCGAACUCCAAACAAGGCUCAAGGCAGCACAGCUUGGAGAAGGAUCAGCAGCGCAAAAGGCCGCUUCGGAUCACAUUAUCAAGAAUCUCCAGAGAGAAAAUGCAUUAAUCGCGACUGCUUGGUAUGAUCUUACGAGUCGGCUUCAGAGCAACCACGUCGUGCUUCAGCGCCGGCACGACGCUCCCAAGAGCUGGCUUAACAAACAGAGGCAGUUGGUGAAUGGUCAGUUGCGCCAACGCGACAUGCUCUACCUCUACUGACCUGUCUCUUCAGCGACUUCAAGGAGGUAGGA
Molecule: messenger RNA, 2451 nt
Organism: Trichoderma citrinoviride
Lineage: Eukaryota; Fungi; Ascomycota; Sordariomycetes; Hypocreales; Hypocreaceae
Exons: 6
Coding region: 59-2419 (786 amino acids)
Biological process (GO): cytoskeleton-dependent intracellular transport; cytoplasmic microtubule organization
Cellular component (GO): centrosome; cytoplasm
Molecular function (GO): microtubule binding; dynein light intermediate chain binding
Source: RefSeq, a predicted model, not a curated record